GUUUCAAUCCACGCACGCGCUGACGUUAGUGUCCUCGCCGGUGCUCCGUCGAUCGGUGCGUCUCUCUACCCUCCGCGCGCUGCGCAUGCGCACUGCCACUGUCCGCGCUCGUGCGGGGCCCGUGACGAUCCAGCGGGAGUGUUAGCUGUGUAAUGGCGGCUUCGGUGUUGCUCUCUGCGGAAAGCGCCGUGCCCUCUUUUACCAUCGGUCACCCCUCCGGAGCUACGGCGGCGGGAGUUGCUCAUCACGGAUUAUCCAAUGCUCCCGGAGCCGCGUCCUGGAGCCGCUCGCUGGACCGGGCGCUGGACGAGGCGGCGGCCACCGGAGCGCUCACCCUCAGCGGCAGGAAGCUGAAGGAGUUCCCGCGGAGCGCCGCCGGACACGACCUGACCGACACCACACGCGCCGAUCUAUCACGAAACAGACUGACGGAGCUGCCGGUGGAGGUGUGCAUGUUUGUGUCGCUGGAGAGUUUGAACCUGUACCAGAACUGCCUGCGUUCACUACCAGAGAGUCUGAUCAACCUACAGUCCCUCACCUACCUAAACAUCAGCCGGAACCAGUUGUCCACUCUCCCCGCUCAUUUGUGCCGUCUGCCGCUCAAAGUUCUGAUCGCCUGCAAUAACAAGCUGGUAUCGCUGCCGGAGGAUCUGGGCAAACUCAGACAGCUCACCGAACUGGACGUCAGCUGUAAUGAGAUCCAGACACUUCCUCCACAGAUCGGUCAGCUGGAAGCUUUGCGUGACCUCAACAUCCGCAGAAACCACCUCGUUCGCCUGCCUGCUGAGUUGGCCGAGCUGCCGUUGGUCCGGCUUGAUUUUUCCUGUAACAAGGUCACGACAAUCCCAGUAUGCUACCGCAAUCUCAGACACCUCCAGAGCAUCAUUCUGGACAACAAUCCUCUCCAGAGCCCACCUGCACAGAUCUGUAUAAAGGGAAAGAUCCAUAUAUUUAAAUAUCUGAACAUGGAGGCAUGUAAAGCAGCAUCAGACCUUCCAGACUAUGACAGAAGACCACUGCCUUUCGGAUCCUGUGCGGAGGAUUUGUAUCCUGGCCGGCUGUACGGAGCUCUGGACUCUGGUUUUAACAGUGUUGACAGCGGAGACAAGAGGUGGUCUGGAAAUGAGCCUUCAGACGAGUUGUCAGACUUGCCGUUAAGAGUGGCGGAAAUCACCAGAGAGCAAAGACAGAGACGAGAUCGAGAAAGAGAACGUGAGGAUCAUCGGACGGGGUCUCACGUAACCAAUGGCACAUUGGAAACGGAGCUUGAACAGAUAGACUUCAUUGACAGCAGUACGGGGGAUGAUGAGGAUGAAGAUGGGCGGAGCCGUAGAGGGGCGGAGCCUGUCAGCCUCAGCUCACAGUUUAUGGCCUACAUUGAAAGACGAAUCACCAGAGAGGGUUCACCCGUGAAGACCAGCCCAUCCAGAGACUUAAGAACUGAUGAUCCAAGACGCCAAACCCCCUUACAUAACCGUGGUGGGCCGGAUACAGCGGUCACAUCUUCGUACGCUCAUAAUCAGCGCUCCGCUGGUGUGGCGUCAGGUUCUGGUGGCGGCGUGGAGAGAGUGAGACGGGAAGCUCAGCUGGCUGCUCUGCGGUACGAAGAGGAGAGACAGAAAACAAGAUCAGUGCAAAAAGACGCUGUAAUGAAUUACGUCAAGCACAAGUCGUCUCAGAGCCCUACGAAGCUCAGUCCGACAGACAGUGAGAGUCUGUACCCCUCCAGACGGUCCACUCACACCGAUGACUCCGCCCUCUUCAUGAGUGAGUUUGAGCCCCUACUGAUAUUUGAGAUAGACACAGAUACCAACACUAUAAAGAAGAGGCCAGACCCUCACAAACAGUCUCUCUCUGCUGUGCCGCUGGAUGGCUGUGUGUCUCCCACUUUAUCCGUCGCCUCCUCCUGUAUGCCGCAGCAAGGUGAAGAUUAUGGCUCGCUGUCACCCACCGCCCUCCAAUCCCCCACGUCCCCAUCCCGCGGCCCCAGCCAGAGACCUGAGAGUUACCUGUUCCGCCUCAGUCAGCGAGAGGAGAAGAAAAAAGGCGAAUCAGGCACACAGAAGGCGGAGCCAGUGGAAGCCACUCCCACACAGAGUCCUGCCCCGACAGGAGAGGAGGCAAUACUGAUAGAGCAGCUGAGAAGGAAUAUCGAGUGCCGACUCAAGGUGUCCUUACCCAGUGAUCUUGGGGCAGCUUUGACUGACGGGGUCGUGUUGUGCCAUCUGGCCAACCAUGUGCGUCCCCGAUCCAUACCGAGCAUCCAUGUACCCUCACCGGCAGUGCCCAAACUGACGAUGGCCAAGUGUCGACGAAAUGUGGAGAACUUCCUAGAGGCCUGCCGCAGAAUUGGAGUUCCUCAGAACCAGCUGUGUCUCCCCCUGCACAUCCUGGAAGAGCGAGGUUUGCCUCAGGUGGCCGGGACGGUCCGUGCCCUCCUGGAUCUGGCUCCUCCGAAACACACGCCGUCCCCGAGCACGACCCCGACCAGCCCCAGCGUCGCCUCCCCCCUCUCUCUGUAGGAAUCUCCUCCCAGCAGGCUCAAAGAUCUUUAAGACUCCUUUCUGUUCUUGAGUGCCUCAUGAACGGUUCUGUAACGGUAACACACUCACACACUACCUGCUCUGUGAACACACACACACUCUUCAAGCUCCAACCAGCCCUCAGACAACAGAGGAGAGAGGAGAAGAGACGACUGACCGACAGACAUGUCCAGAGACUUCUUUGAAGCUAUAUUUCUAUUUCAUUUAACAGUUACUUUUACACUUUAAUAUCUCUAGCUAUUAUGGGUGGUGUUUAUUUUGUAUUAUUAUUAUUAUUAUUAUUAUUAUUAUUGACUCUCAAAUGAUGUGGGAAUGAGAGUUGGCCAAAACUACCCAAGCUUACGUAUCUGAGAGUUACAUUGGCUGGUGGUUUAAUCUCACAAAACCUGCAGGUCACAUUUCACCCUGAAAUAAAAAUAAGAUAUUAUGCGUGCAGAAAUUUAAACACAUUUUGUAGGACCUUUAAAAUUUAUGUAACAUUAUUUUCGUGUCGUACAAUACAAAUUCUCAUUAUCACAUUGCAAAAAUGUAAUGCAAAGAAAUUUAUGUAUUAUUUCAAUAAAAAAUUGUAAACUUUUUUUUUUUUUUUUCAUUUAAAUACAGAAUUUUCUUUGCAUUAUAAUGCAGUUAAAAUGUUUUAAAACAGGUUGUUUUAUUGCAUUAUAAAGCUGGGAGAAUUAUUGAACCAUUACAAAUUCUCAUUAUCACAAUGCAAAAAUGUAAUGCAAAGAAAAUGAUGUAUUUAAAUUAAAGUUAAGUUUUUUUUUUUUUUUCAUUUAUAUAAUGCAGAAUUUUCUUUGCAUGAUAAUGCAGUGAAAAAAAUAUUUUAAAAUGUUGUUUAUUGCAUUAUAAGCUAAGAAAAGUAUUGAAACAUGCAAAGAGAGUUAUGUGUUAUUUAAAUUAAAAAUGUUAACCAUUUCAUUGUUUAUUUAAAUAAUACAGCAUUUUCUUUGCAUUAUAAUGCAGUAAACAGGUUGUUUUAUUGCAUUAUAAUGCUAAGAAAAGUAUUGAAACACAUUUUUUAGGACCAUUAGGGUUUUUGUGACAAUUUUCAUGCAAAACAAAUUCUCAUUAUCACAAUGCAAAAGUAUAAUGAUAUAUUAUUUAAAUUGAAAGUAUUGUAAUUUAUUAAAUUAAAUGAAUUAAAUGUAUUAAAUUAGCUAUUGUACAUAAAUUAGUACAUUUAGUUCAUAAGGAUUUAAAUAAUCGUUGUAUUGCUGUAUCUUUACUGUAUUACAGUAAUGAGAAUAACUACUGAAUAAUGAGAAUUACAAAAAAAAAAAUAUCCAAAUGCAUCAUGGUAAUGAGCAUUAUUUUUCAUGAAAAUAAUGUCAUAAUGCAAAAAAAUAAAUACAAUCUUUAAGAAAAACAAGGAAAGAAGAAAUAAGCUUCGUGUAGUCUUUUUUCCUUUUUUAUUUUAGGUGAAGUGUGGCGUGUUUUGAUGGGAUUCGACCGUGAGCAUUUAAAUAGCAGAAAAACAGUCCAAAGCAGCAUGUAAAUGACUGAAUGACACUAAUUCACAGGGGUCCUAGAUUAACAGACGGAGAUGUGAUCCGCCGAGCAUUUCCGUCACGAGUUUUAAUGUGUAGCCACGGGAUUUUAUUCUUACGACACUUUUAGUGCUGCUUUUAGUACUACGAUCGCACCAGAAGAAAACUAUUAAAACUUUAAGAGCUCACAGACUUUAUUGACCUUGUAAAAUUGAGAGUUAUAUUAGUGCUAUAGCGAGGUUUAGCAUGAUGGGCACAAUUUUUUUAAAACACAGAUAUAUGUAAAGAUGUUUGAAACACAGUAAAUGAAUGAAACACUUGUUCUAUUUUAAUAGCCUUGGUCGUGUGGAGCUGAUAGAGCGACGAGGGCUGAUUUCUAUUGCUGUUGUGUGUUUAUAUGUUACUGGUCUUGCAUGCGAGGGAUUCUGGGUGUUGGGAGUUUGGACUGAAAUGGGACGGCAGUAUAAAAGCUGUUUUUAUUUUAUUUCCUUGUUAUUCAGAUUGUUACGUUGCCACCGUUGCAUGGCUUUGCUUAUGAUUUGUCUGCCAUCACAACACACAUGUCAUCCGUGGUUUAUAGCUGGAUGUGUGUGUGUGUGUGUGUGUGUGAGCCUGAAAAGCACAGAUGUUGUUCACUGGUUUAGGCGGUUGUCUUUACAGAGGCAGUUCCACACGCUGUUACUUCCCGCUCGGAUCUGCCGUAUCGUGCCAGAGUUACUGGAGUGAGUCCUGAGCUCCCAGCAGUGCUGGUUUCCACGCUCACGAACACGCUCAAGAGCAUGGCCAGGUCAUUUCACCCCAAAAUCAAAAGAAAUAAACAAUAUUUAUUCAUUUUUCAUGACAAUUAAGCACAUUUUUAUUGUAAAAUCAUGUAUUAUUUAAAUAGCAAAAAAUAUAAAACAGGUUUACUUAAUUAAUUGCAUUAUAAUGUGGUGAGAAAAUAUUUUAAAACAAGUUUUUUAUUUUUUUUAUUGAAAUAAAUUAUAAUGCAGUGAAUUUUUUUUUUUACUUUUUUUUUUUUUUUUAAGAAAAAUAUUAAUUUUUUUUUUAAACAUUUAAUUUAAAUAAUUGUCUUGGCAUAAAUAUAUAACAAGGUAAAAAAAAACUAAAAAACAUGUUUUAAAAUGUUUUUCGCUAUGAUUUCAUUAUAUUGCAGUGAAAAGCUAGUCUUUGUUUGAAACAAGACCUCUCCACUGUAUUAUACUGCAAAGAAAAUAAACCUGUUUUUAAAUGUUAUUUUCUACUGUAUUAUAUAAGUAUUAAAUAUUAGGUCUUAUUUUUCAUAUAAAAGUCAAAAUUGAAAUAAAAUGAGAAUCGCCAUAAUGAAUAAUAUGAAUUGCAGAAUUAAUUUAUUUUUCAUUAAGAUUGUCGCAAAAAUGUGCUUAUUUAUUAUGAAAAAAAAUCCUAAAAUAGGCUACUUUUUCUUUAUGCUAAAUAUUCUUUUAAAAUGUUUCUUGCUUUUACGGUGAAACGUGACCUGGAUAUGUUUUCAUGAGAUUCACCCGUAGGGUCAAGAACAUGCUAUACUGAAGAUAAUAAUGUAAUCUUUAAUAUGACUGAUAAAAGAGACUCAAAAAUGAAAAUGUAGAAAACUGAAUCAUUAAAGUCACUAUUUUAACUUGCUUUUUUUAGAGUUUUUAAAAGGGAAGUUAAAAGCGGUAGAAAAAUAUAUUGCGACAGGUUGUGUAUAGGUGUUUUUAGAGUGUGUUGUUUUUUUCUCUAUAAAUAAAUUGUUUGACUAGGGUUAUUUCCCCAGCACAGAUCAUGUAGUUUCUUCUGCAGGGUUUGUCCCUGCGUGUCUGUACAGUAAAUAAAUACAUUCCAUACGUUUACAAGUAUGAACCACUCUCCACCUGAAACACGAGGACCUACUGUGCGCUUUCAGACGACCCCAACGUUUGCCCGAACAUUAGCUUCUUAUUUUCACUGCGGUUUUGUUUUUGAACACUUCUCCCUGCAAAACAUUUGCUGUAAAGUUUUUACUUUGGAAAAAAGAUGGUCUGAACGUUUGGAUUUGUGAAAUACAUGAAUAAAAAGUUUCCCAUU
This is a messenger RNA of Onychostoma macrolepis, 6079 nucleotides long. RefSeq names its product leucine-rich repeats and calponin homology (CH) domain containing 3 (gene lrch3). Gene Ontology annotation, molecular function: protein binding. Bases 153 to 2522 code for a protein of 789 amino acids. The record is from RefSeq and is a predicted model, not a curated record. The transcript is spliced from 22 exons. NCBI's taxonomy places the organism in Eukaryota, Metazoa, Chordata, Actinopteri, Cypriniformes, Cyprinidae.